Messenger RNA from Labeo rohita (rohu), 2313 nucleotides. It is a transcript of the gene ednrbb, whose product is annotated as endothelin receptor type Bb. The record is from RefSeq and is a predicted model, not a curated record. Lineage: Eukaryota; Metazoa; Chordata; Actinopteri; Cypriniformes; Cyprinidae. Gene Ontology annotation, molecular function: endothelin receptor activity. The transcript has 7 exons. Bases 973 to 2226 code for a protein of 417 amino acids. Gene Ontology annotation, cellular component: membrane. Gene Ontology annotation, biological process: G protein-coupled receptor signaling pathway; vasoconstriction; regulation of blood pressure.
AUGAAUGGACAGAUGAUGGAUAAAUAGACAAAUAGAUAGUUGGAUGGCUAGACUGAUGUGGAGAUGGAUGAAUGGAUAGAGAUAUGGAUUGCUAGAUGGGCAGAUAAACAGAUUGAUAUGAAUGGAUAAAUAGUUAAAUAGAUGGAUAGACUGAUGUGGAGAUGAUGGAUAGUUGGAUAAAUAGAAGGAUAGAUCGUUGGAUAGACAGAUUGAUGUGGAGAUGGAUGGUUGGAGAUAGACUGGAAGGAUGGAUGGAUAGUUGGAUAGAUAGACUGAUGUGGAGAUGGAUGGAGAUAUGGAUUGCUAGAUGGACAGAUUGAUAUGAAUAAAUAAAUAGUUGAAUGAAGAUGGAUGGAUGGAUAGAUUGAUGUAGGGAUGGAUGGAUAGUUGCUUAGAUGGAUAGAUAGGCUGAUGCAUAUACAGAUGAAUGGAGUUAUAGAUUGAUAGAUGAAUGGAUAGAUGGAUAUGGAUGGACAGACAGAUAAAUUGAUGUAGACAUAGAUUUAUAGAUGGAUAGAUAAACUGGUGUAUAGAUAGAGAGAUAGUGAACAGUGCUUCCAUUCAUCUCAUUCAUGAUGUGUCUGGCAGUGAGUGGAUUCUGGCAGAACUCCAGUGAGCAUCUGGAAUGACAUCGAUCUGUCAGAAGAAAUGAGCAACAGUGAUGAGUGUGUAAAUGUGCCGCAUACAUACGCCGUCAUGGACGUUAGAUUAGGGUGGAAACUCAGUGUCGUGACCCUCAGGCAUCUGAAUGACGCACUAAAUCUGAGAUCCUGCCAGGACGUGUGAUUUAUUGCGCUGCAGUACCUGCUUGUAAAGGAGCCGUGACCAAACGCAAGCUUAAAUAUUCUCACCUGACUCACACCUACAACACACAAAGAGCUGCAGGUAAGACACUAUCAAUGGAUCUUUCUAUAAACAUAUCUCAAGCAAAAUUAAAUAACACGCUUUCUGAUUUUUCUCAGAUCUUUUCACAUGGAGGGGCUCGUCAUUGUAUUGUUAUUGCUGUGUUUUAAUAGUUCAGUCGGGUUCAUUAGUGCUCAGACCACAGACAAACCUCCAGAUGAUGCAAAGAAUAUCUCAUGGAAACCACUGAAUGGCACGGCAAACAAAACCCCGAUGUGCUCUGGACCAGCACGGAUCAAAGACACCUUCAAGUACAUCAACACUGUCGUCUCAUGUUUUGUAUUCCUGUUCGGGAUGGUUGGAAACGUGACUCUCCUGAGAAUAAUCAAAGAACACAAAUGCAUGAGAAACGGACCCAACAUUCUCAUCGGCAGUCUGGCUUUAGGCGACAUUUUGCACAUCUUGAUUGGUAUACCUAUCAAUGUUUAUAAGCUGUUGGCGGUGGACUGGCCAUUUGGAGUCCUGCUGUGCAAACUGGUGCCGUUCAUUCAGAAAACAUCUGUUGGGAUAACAGUAUUGAGCCUGUGCGCUUUGAGCAUAGACAGGUAUCGAGUCGUUGCAUCCAGGAGUCGUAUCAAAGGUCUCGGUUUUCCCAAGUGGACGGCUAUCAAACUGUCUUUAAUAUGGACGAUAUCAACAUUACUGGCUGUUCCGGAGGCCGUUGCGUUUGAUUUGAUUACUAUGGAUUACAGAGGCGAGCAUCUGAGGAUAUGUCUUCUUCAUCCUGUACAGUCCACUCCAUUUAUGAAGUUUUAUAAAAUGGCCAAAGACUGGUGGCUCUUUGGGUUUUAUUUCAUCGCGCCGCUGGCGUGCAUCGCCGUCUUUUACUCGCUGAUGACCUGGAGGAUCUUAAGCGGAAGCGUUAAGAAGUUGGACAAACACAUAAAGCAGAGACAUGAAGUGGCCUGGACGGUUUUCUGUCUGGUUCUUGUGUUUGCAGUUUGCUGGUUUCCUCUUCACCUCAGCAGGAUCCUCAAAUUAACCAUCUAUGAUGAACACGACCCCAACAGAUGCAAAUUACUGAGCACAUUUCUUGUUCUCGACUACAUCGGCCUUAACAUGGCAUCUGUGAACUCGUGCAUCAACCCAAUGGCUCUGUAUGUGGUCAGCAAAAGAUUCAAAAACUACUUCAAGGCCACUCUCGCCGCCGGUUGUUGUCGCUCAUCCAAACCCGUCCUCGUUCACGAAGAGAAGCAAAAUUUCAUGAGGUCAAAGGUCACGGAGCCGCCGUCUGACAACAGCAACUCCGGCAAACAGGAGUCGGCAUCUGGUGACGAUGAGAGAAAAACGUUUCUUCAGAAAUUCGCUUGUCUUAAAACGUGAAAUCAGCUUCUGAUCUUGUAUAUUUACUCUGGUUUGUUUUUGUAAAUACAAUAUGAAUAAAAACCUGUUAACGUUGCAUUUAAUAAG